UUCCCAGAUUCUCUUGCCAGUCUUGGUACCAAGCGCACUGCCUCACAUUCUGUGUUUUUCGUACAGGUACAGGUAGUGUUCCUUCAAUGUGUCUGGAAAGAGGAGGACUCCACUGCAUGACAGGCUUCCUCCUGUGAUACCUUGUAUUGCGUGGAGUAGAACAAGAUUUUCUUGUCUCUUGGCGAGCUGUCACUGGCGAGGAUUUUGUCGCCACGACGGAGGUGUGUCAUGGAUGCUAUAGAGGACGCAUGGAUCUGUCUGAGGAGAUGACGAAGGCAGAACGCCAUCGUAUGGUCAAUACUAAUUACGGCCCAGGCGUAGGGCCGGCUCGCCGCUUUGCCAAAGUCCUAUGGUGGAUUUUCUGCUCUUUGAUUUCGCUAUGGCGACUCGGAGCGGCGACUGCAAGUCAACUUGCAAUGGAAGAUGUCAAGUACGAGCAGACGAUGUCCAGUGGAUACUCAGUGUCGUCUGUGUGCAAAAAUGGAAGUAUUGUCUGCACGCUGCACGAUAGUAACGAGACGGCAUGCUGGAAAUGCGAUGCUUCCACAUUCAGCCCUCGUCACCUGUUUCCGCUGGUCGGAAGCCAGGAUGCUCUGGGCGGAGUGUGGCUGUCUCAUCCGGGAAAUGACAGUGCCAUGCUGCAAAGACGGAUCACAGCAAGAACGCAUUCACUUCGCAGCAGUAUAUUAUUCUACCAUAUACCACCGAUGAGUGCCACUAUGUUCUACUCAAAUGACUAUGGGCGAACAUGGUACACGGAUGGUGUGAGUGAAGCAUCUACAUCCAUUUCGGCAGGGAAUGACACGUUUGUUGCCAUUCCCGGAGCCUGGAUCGAUCAUAACGAAACAUUCACUCUCCAACACAAGCCGUUCAGAAUAUCACCGACCCGAAAGGUCACGUGGUUCAUAAACUCAAAUCGAUCGGGUUCACCAGGACUGUUCGUCACCGACCUGAGGAUUGAGUUGCGGGCAAAUUUCAGUGACUCUCAGUCAUAUCCCGAUUUUAGAUGGCAGUAUAUGGCUGCAGCGAAUUGGACUUCAGAACAAGUGCAUUCCGCUGCAUCAUCAUCAGGGACUUGCGGAGACCGGCAGUGCCAUGCCGCGGCAUACUGCGCUCGUGCGGGCAUGAGCGCACCUGAAUGCCGUUGCUUGAGUGGGUAUACCGGUGAUGGUGUACUCCACUGUACUGAUAUUGAUGAAUGCUCGGAAAUUGGGUUCAGUCCUAACCUGACCACAAGUCUAGAGCAGCUCUAUGACCCGCAGCCAUUGGUCAAUCGCACGUCGCCAUGCCACCCGGAUGCUCGCUGCAUAAACACACCAGGAUCGUUUUCCUGUCAGUGUUUGGCUGGUUUCAGCGGCGAUGGAGUCAACACUUGUGAUGACAUCAAUGAAUGUAUGAUGCUGAUCUUCCCAACUGUACCUGCUACUGACUUUGUCUCGACAACACGGCCAACAUCAAUUCCGAAUUCACCCACCCCUGCACCAACUAUGGUUGUCUUGAGUGGCAGUGGAAGUGCCUCAGCUGACAUCUUCAGUGGCUCAGGUGAUGACAUGAGUAGUGUAGGUUCCGUUGAUACCUCCGUUGCUGCCAGGCCGUCUGACUCCCCUAGCUCCGGUGUUGGUUCGUCUUUCACCCCAACAUCAACCACGGUCAUCGUGAGUGGCAGUGGAAGUGCCUCAGCUGACAUCUUCAGUGGCUCUGGCUCAGGUGAUGACAUGGGAAGUGUGAGAUCCGUUGGCUCCAGGCCAUCUGAUUCUCCUAGCUCCGAUGUUGGAUCGUCUUUGACUAGAGUGUUCCCCAGUAUAGUCUCUGAAGCUGUCCUCAUCCCCACAGGCAGCCAAACAGUCAUGAGCACCCCAACACAAACUCUACUGGCACCAGAAGUCACAGCAACACGGGCAUCAACUCCAACAGCGGGCAUUUCAGCUCCAUCCUUGAAUCCCACAGUAGGCACAACACCAACACCCACCGCUAUAGCUCCUAGUGUCAUGCUAACACCCACACCGACCGUAGCCACGGUCACUGCCAUCCCGGUUUCAUUGGAUAUACCCACCAGUACCAUUCUUGCCCCGACCGUGCGCACUAGUGUUCUGGCAACUCCAACACCCGCCAUGCCUACUGCUACUGGCAGUCCGACUGAAGUAACAAGCUCUGAUCCAAGUGGUCCACCUGUGCCGCUUGGCUCUGGCUCUGGCUCCGGAGAAAUGCAGUCCAGCCCAGCAAGUAAUGACAGUGUUGGUGAUACUGAUGACACUAGCUCAGUGCCUAGUACCGCAGACCCCAGUGACAAUGGAGGCGCCAGCAAUGGCGGGGAAGCUAGUGUAAGCGGCUUCUUUUCAGCGUUUACAAGCGUAAUCGCCAAUACAUUGUGGAGUACGGAUGCAGCGUCAACGCCAACCGAUUCCUCAUCUAUGGGAGAUAAUCGCUCCAGCCCAGAGUUUGACACCUUGCUGAGUGGCAGUGGGUCUUCUGCCAGUGGAAUGACUGGACAAGAACAAAACGAUUCCUCGGGGUCCACUGUAGCAGAUUCCAGCACUGCAGAUUCGGAUGACAUUGAUUUGUCUGGCAUGGGAUCAUCGCUAGGGCCGUUGUCCGGUGAUGGGCAGAGUCAUCAGUCUCCAGAUGACACUUCAGCUUCAGAUGGUGCUGACGACUUCGAUGUUCAGCUCUCCGAUAGUACACCUGACUCUGAUAUUGUUAUGUCUGGCUCUGGUGCACGGUUCAAAAGCUCCAGUGGCAGCUCUAGCGAUGAAUCAUUGGUAUCUGGAUCCACUUCCUUGUCUGGCGAUGGAGAUGAAUCUGCUGAAAACAGUGCUGCUAGUCCUGGCUCCUCAGCAUCUGGCAGUGGAACUUUCAGUGGUGUUCAAGAUUUAGGUGAAUCGGCCUCCGGUAGUAGUAGCAGUGUUAGUUCUGGCACUGCCAUGUCCGGCCUAGGCUCAGGCAGCGGAGAUGUACAAUCAGGUGUAUCAAUGUCAGGUGGCGGCGGGGAAAGUGGUGACAUGAACGAUGACGGUUUCUCCACAUCUGUUCCCAUGACAAGCGGUGAUGGUGGACAGUCUGGCAGCGGUGCCAUCUCCGGAAGUGACAGUGGCGUUUCCUCCUCCUCGGGUACUAGUUCAUCCGGUUCUACGAUGUUCGCAUCCGGUAGUGGCUCAGAUAUAUCCGGAAGCGGUUCUGGGAUUUCAACCGAGGAUCCAGCCCUCCCUACAGAUCAGCCACCGAUUCCGUUUACAACACCAUGUUCUAUGCUGGCAGUGUGUACUAAUCUACCUGGAUCGUUCAUCUGUGAAUGCCAAGAGGGAUUUGUCGGUGAUGGAUUCCAGUGUAUCAGGGCACGGUGUCCUAUUCUGUCCGAGCUCGAGAAUGGUGCAGUAAACAGGUCAAGGGAAGGAGGUCGUUUCGUUAAUGCCACCCUAUCCUACAUGUGCAAUUCUGGCUAUCGUCUGAUGGGAGCUGAGCUCUUGACAUGCGAACUCUCCGGCAACUGGAGCAGCGAUCCGCCACAGUGUGUGGAUAUUGAUGAAUGCAUGGAACGGUCAUUCGAGUACAACCUGACUGCAACGGGCUUGGCGCUGCCGUACGAGCCGCGGCCAUUGUUUAACCGCUCAUCGGCAUGUCAUCCGAACGCUGUGUGCACCAAUGUCCCAGGGUCUUUCCUUUGCCAGUGUUUCCAGGGCUUCAGUGGAGAUGGAUUCAACUUUUGUGAUGAUAUCAACGAGUGUAUGAUGCUGGUCUUCCCAACCAUGGCCGUUACAUCUAGUCCCACCACUGGAUCCGCAGCGACUGAGUUACCAGCAAGCGGGUCUGGAUCCGCAAGUGGCGAGGUCAGUGUGUCGGGUAAUGCUUCAGGAAGCGGCGAUAUGUCCGGGGAAGGCUCUGGGAUUGGAUCUUCCGGUAGUACAACUCUUGGGCCACUACCGUCACUGAGUCCUUCACCAGGCCCAACAGCAACUGAUAUACCGCUCAGAGGGUCUGGAUCUGCAAGUGGAGAGAUCAGUGUUUCCAGUAGCUCUUCAGGAAGCAGCGAUGCAUCCGGUGAAGGCUCCGGGACUGGAUCUGCACCCGGACCCACAGUAACUGAUAUACCAUUCAGUGGAUCUGGAUCUACGAUUGCCAUGGGAAGUGUUUCUGGAAAUGGCGAUCUGUCUGGUUCUGGCCCUGGCUUGGGUGGCAUGGCGGCUGAUGAACCCAAUCUGAGUGGCUCUGCCUCGGUAUCAGAAGGGAGCUCUGGUAGUGGAGAUCCUGCAACAGAUAGAACAUUGCCACCAGCAGCCCAACCUGUGGAAUCGGGAGCUGACUCGAUAUCUGGAGGUCUGUCCGGUUUAUCUGGUUUGGAGUCUGGAUCUGGUGCAAUGCAGCUCCAGGCUGGAUCAGGAGGGGUGAUUGGUGAUCCAGGAUCAGCAUCAGCAGCAAAGGAUCCUAGUUCUGAUUUGCUCCUAUCUGGUGGUUCUGCAUCAGGAUCUACACGGACAAAUUCUGGCGAUUCUCCACUUGAUUUGUCUUCCAGUGGAGGUGAUACGUCUAGUUCUGGAUCAGUAGAAGAUGAUGUGGAUGAUGCCGAUUCUCUCUCUGGCACCUCUGGAAAUCUACGGUCUGGCUUCGGGUCUUCUACCGGGACUAGCAGUGGCAUGUUUUCAACAAUCACCACAAUGAUCAGUAACACCUUGUUCAGUACUAAUUCCCCGGCAACAACGCAAUCGGAAGAAGGAUCGAUCACCGAUGGAAACGCGAAUAGAAGAAGAAGAAGAUCUGUCUCCGCUUUUGAUAGCAUAUCUGGAUCCACUCCUUUUUCGGGCUCCGGGCAAGAAGCUAUGAGCAGUGGACAAGAAGCAUCAGCAACUGAUGGUGGUGGAAGUGGUUUACCCGAUAGUUCAAGUGCAAGUGCAUCCGCAGAUUCAGUUGACCGUGUCGAAAUAUCUGGUAGCUCCCCUGGAUCUGCCAUGGAGGUUAGCGGGGAUCUUCCUUCUGGUGACAGUGCUGGCACAGUUAUGUCUGGUGCUGGAAGUGGUCUACCCGAUAGUUCAAGUGCAUCCGCAGACUCAGUUGAUCGUGUUGAAAUAUCUGGCAGUUCCUCUGGAUCUGACAUUGAGGUUAGCGGGGACCUUCCUUCAGGCGACAGUGCUGACACAGUUAUGUCUGGUGAUUUGGACGCAAGUUUUGAUGCUAUACUCCCUGGUAGUUCAGAACGCUCAGGCAUAUCUAACAGUGGUGGCAGUUCUGGCAGCUUGGGCCAAUCCGGCAUGCCAGGAUUUUCUGGAUCUUCAGAUGACUCUGUCCAACUUGGUUCUGCGGAUAUGAUUUCAGGCUCGGUUGAUUCUUCUACCUCAGUGAGUGGAUCUGGCUUUGAUUUCAGCUCAGGAGACAGUUCUUCAGGCGAGGCCCAGUCCGGGAGCAGUGUCAGUGGUGAUAUCGGCUCGGCGGGACUAUCAGGCUCAGGUAGCGCUUCUGCAAGUGGUGAUGUACUCCUGUCUGGCAUUCCUCUAUCUGGUAGCGGUGAUGAGCAGUCUGCAUCUGCAAUCUCUGGUAGUGGCACUGCCUCAGGCAGUGGCAGUUCUGGAAACUCUGGUAAUGGCGUCACCUCUGGACCAUCACCGCAAGCACCAACAGAUCAGCCACCGAUUCCGUUCACAACACCAUGCUCUAUGCUGGCGGUGUGUACUAAUCUACCUGGAUCGUUCAUCUGUGAAUGCCAAGAGGGAUUUGUUGGUGAUGGCUUCCAGUGUAUAAGAGCUCCGUGUCCACUACUCGAGAGCAUAGCGAAUGGCACAGUGAACCGAUCAAGGGAGGGAGGUCGCUUUCCGGGCGCGUCGCUCUUCUACUCCUGCGAUGUUGGGUUUCGACUGCAAGGCGCUGAUCUGCUGACAUGCGAGCUGUCUGGAAACUGGAGCAACGACGAGCCGAUUUGUUUGGAUAUUGAUGAGUGUGAUGUUCUGCCUCGUCAACCCAUGAUGUCAUCAGCGAUGUCGUUCUUCAACAGCUCGCUAAGUGGGUCCGGCGGCAUUGGCAGUGAAAGUGGCUCAUCGUUCCCAGCCAGGGCAUCAGGCAUACCAGAUAGUGGAUCUGGCUCAGCCAGUUCUGGCCCGGGUGAAGAUGACACUAUCAGUGGUGUCUCUGCCAGCACAUCAGGCUCAGGUGGCACCUCAGGAGUACAAUCAACAUCAAGUGGCUCAGGGAGUGCAGUGGGACUAUCAGAAAGCUCAGACGAUCAGUCCACCAUGGUGUCAGGUUCGGGACUUCAAGAAUUUUCUGCAAGCGGAUCAGCAUCAAGUUCGACAGGUUCAGGUGGCUCGGGUGUCAGCGGCGAGGAUGAGGAUGUGGAUGUGGUGGAAAUGCCGUGUGCUAGAGCUGCAGUCUGUAUCAACGUCAUAGGAUCAUUUCGCUGUGAAUGCCUUCCGGGAUUCAUGGGUGAUGGCCAAAUUUGCAGACGCACGUUUUGCCCAGGAUUAGCUGUACCAAGUUUUGGGUUCGUCAACGCUACAGCAGUCAAUGGCACAACUGAUAUGGCCGCUGUGAAUAGCAGCAUCGAGUUCAACUGCUCAACAGGAUUUGAACUCCGCGGUGAAUCUGUCUUGACGUGCCAGGAAUCUGGAGCAUGGAGUGGGGCAGAACCAGAGUGCAUAGACAUCAAUGAAUGUAUGCUGCCUGUCAGCUUUUCCGGUGGUGGCCCUUACUACAAUCUCUCGAUAGAUGACAUAGAGUUGAGUGGACGAUCAGCUCGGGGAAGCGUGACAGGCUCUGGAUCAGCGUCAGGAAGCGGUCUCGCGCAAUCUGGUUCUGGGUCAGUAUCAGGCAGUGGUCUGUCGCAAUCCGGCUCUGGUGAGGCUUCUGGCAGUGGAGGAAGUACCCCUGGGUUCUUUCAGCAGUGCGGGCAGAAUGCAGACUGUGUCAAUCUGCCAGGCACAUUCACCUGUGCUUGUCCGGCAGGCACAACUGGCGAUGCAUUCACUGAGUGUGUGCCAGACACAACACUGGUCACGUGUCCUGGCUUGGUCACUCCGACGUUCGGACGGCUGAAUCUGACCAACACCACACAGACGACCGUGGGCACCACCGCUGUGUUCUCCUGCAUAGCCGGAUACCAACUAGUCGGAGAGGAUGUUCUCACCUGCCUGUCGACUGGUCAAUGGAGCGGGGUAGAGCCCACCUGCUCAUUGAUAAUUUGCCCUGGCCUGGAGCAGCCGUUGUUCGGCUUUCUCAAUGAUACCCGGGAAGGAGUGCUGGACCGCAGGGUUGAGUUCAAUUGUUCAGCUGGCUUUGAACUGGUUGGCCAGUCUGUGCUUAUGUGCCAAGAGAAUGGGUCAUGGAGUGGAGCUGAACCUAUUUGCCAAGCGGUGGAAUGUAUCGGACUUGUGGUCUCAGACUUGCUGGAGUUCAACACCACAGGAAGGGUGCUGAUCAACACUAGUGUGGUGUUUAGCUGCCCGUGUGGAUUUGAGCUAGUUGGUGACUCCGUGCUCCUGUGCCAGGAUAAUGGGACGUUCAGUGGUGCGCCUCCUACCUGCAGAGAUGUUGAUGAAUGUGAUACACUGGAUGCAAGUGGAUCUGAGGUGUCCAUAUCCGGUAGCGGCACUGGGUUCCCUUCUUUCGCAUCGGGUUCCGCCCUGUCAAGCAGUGGUUCAGCCCUGUCAAGCAGUGGUUCAGCUCUGUCAGGCAGUGGUUCAGGCAGCGGUGAUCCUACUCGUAGUCGAUGUCCUCAGAGAAGAUGCAGUCCGAAUGCUUUAUGCACGAACACAAUAGGAAAUUUCAGUUGUGCCUGUCUCAGUGGAUUCACCGGCGAUGGAUUCAACUGCACAUCGAUUCAAUGUCCAGAGCUCAUCGUGGUACAGCCUGCUAUGCUGAAUGACACCAGGAGAGUUGUGGGCACCAGCGUGGAGUUCACCUGUCCAUGCGGAUUCAACCUAUUCGGAGAGUCUGUGCUGACUUGCCAGGCAGAUGGCAACUGGAGUGCUGUAGAACCGACAUGUGAAGAUAUCAAUGAAUGCAAUAUCGUCAGCAGAGAAAUCACAGAACUAUCCAUGUCUGGAAGUGGAAUAGGACAAGUAUCUAUGUCUGGAAGUGCUUUGCCACCUUGGUCUGAUUCUGGUUCAUGGAGCGGUGGUUCCGGCAGUGGUUCAGGCAGUGGUGAUAUUCCACAGAUGGACUGUCUUCAGAGAAGAUGCAGUGAGAAUGCCACCUGUACAAACACAAUAGGAAAUUUCAGUUGUUCCUGUUUCAGUGGAUUCACUGGUGACGGAUUCAACUGCACAUCAAUUCAAUGUCCAGAGCUCAUCGUCAUAGAGCCUGCUAUGCUGAAUGACAGCAGGAGAGUUGUGGGCAUGAGCGUGGAGUUUAGUUGCCCAUGCGGAUUCAACCUAUUUGGAGAGUCUGUGCUGACUUGUCAGGCAGAUGGCAACUGGAGUGCUGUAGAACCGACAUGUGAAGAUAUCAAUGAAUGCAAUGUUGUCAGCAGAGAAAUCACAGAAUUAUCCAUGUCUGGAAGUGGAAUAGAACAAAUAUCUAUAUCUGGAAGUGGUUUACCACCUUGGUCUGAUUCUGGUUCAUGGAGCGGUGGUUCCGGCAGUGGUUCUGGCAGUGGUUCAGGCCGUGAUGAUAUUCCAGAUACUGUCUGUCCUCAGAGGAGAUGCAGUGAGAAUGCCGCCUGUACAAACACAAUCGGAAAUUUCAGUUGUUCCUGUUUCAGUGGAUUCACUGGUGAUGGAUUCAACUGCACGUUGAUUGAAUGCCCCCAGCUGGUCAUCAUAGAGCCUGCUGAGGUCAAUGACACCAACAGAGUUGUGAACACGGGUGUGGAGUUCAGUUGUCCAUGCGGAUUCCGUCUGGUUGGUGAGCCAGUGCUGACAUGUCUGGAAAGUGGUGAUUGGAGUGCAUUGGAGCCCAUUUGUAAAGAUAUCGAUGAAUGCAUCACUCCGCCAUUUUCUUUCGGUUCUGCACUGGGCUUAUCUGGAUCUGGAAGUGGUUCUGAUUUGACGUCUAGUCUUUGGGCCAGUGGUUCAGGCAGUGGUUCAGGCAGUGGUGAUAUUCCACAGAUGGAUUGCCCUCAGAGGAGAUGCAGUGAGAAUGCCACCUGUGCAAACACAUUAGGAAAUUUCAGUUGUUCCUGUUUCAGUGGAUUCACUGGUGAUGGAUUCAACUGCACAUUGGUUGAAUGCCCGCUAUUGAACGUGACGGCGCCGGUUGAGGUGAAUGACACCAACAGAGUGGUGAACACCAGUGUAGAGUUCAGUUGUCCAUGCGGAUUCUUGCUGGUGGGGGAGCCAGUGCUGACCUGUCUGGAGAAUGGAAACUGGAGUGAAUUGGAGCCGACUUGUGAAGACAUUGAUGAAUGCAUCACUCCACCCUUUUCGUUCAGUUCAGCACUGGGCUUAUCAGGAUCCGGCAGUGGUUCUGGCUCGACAUCCGGUAUUUGGGUCAGUGGUUCAGGCAGUGGAGAUACUCCAGACACUGUCUGUCCUCAGAGGAGAUGCAGUGAGAAUGCCACCUGUACAAACACAGUAGGAAAUUUCAGUUGUUCCUGUUUCAGUGGAUUCACUGGUGAUGGAUUCAACUGCACGUUGAUUGAGUGCCCAGUAUUGAACGUGACGGAACCAGCUGAAGUGAAUGAGACCAACAGAGUUGUGAACACGAGUGUGCAGUUCAGUUGUCCAUGCGGAUUCUUGCUGGUUGGUGAGCCAGUGCUAACGUGUCUGGAGAGUGGAAACUGGAGUGAACUGGAACCCAUAUGCAAAGACAUUGAUGAAUGCAUCACUCCACCAUUUUCUUUCGGUUCUGCAUUGGGAUUAUCGGGAUCUGCUAGUGGUUCUAGUUCGACAUCUGACCUUUGGUUCAGUGGCUCAGGUAGUGGUUCAGGCAGUGGUGCUACUCCAGGCACUGAUUGUCCACAGAGAAGAUGCAGUGGGAAUGCUACCUGCACAAACACAAUAGGAAAUUUCAGUUGUUCCUGUUUCAGUGGAUUUGCUGGUGAUGGAUUCAACUGCACGUUGAUCGAAUGCCCGAUAUUGAACGUGACGGAGCCUGCUGAGGUGAAUGACACGAACAGAGUGGUGAACACGAGUGUGGAGUUCAGUUGUCCAUGCGGGUUCUUGUUGGUGGGUGAGCCAGUGCUCACAUGUCUGGAGAAUGGAAACUGGAGUGGACUAGAGCCUAUAUGCCAAGACAUUGAUGAAUGCAUCACUCCACCAUUUUCUUUCGGUUCUGAACUGGGCUUAUCGGGAUCUGGUAGCGGUUCUGGUUCAUCAUUUAGCAUUUGGGUCAGUGGCUCGGGCAGUGGUGAUAUUGCAGACACGGAUUGUCCUCAGAGGAGAUGCAGUGGUAAUGCUACCUGUACAAACACAAUAGGAAACUUCAGUUGUUCCUGUUUCAGUGGAUUCACUGGUGAUGGAUUCAACUGUACAUUGAUCGAAUGCCCGAUAUUGAACGUGACGGAGCCGGCUGAAGUGAAUGACACCAACAGAGUGGUGAACACGAGUGUAGAGUUCAGUUGUCCAUGUGGAUUCUUGCUGGUGGGGGAGCCAGUACUGACCUGUCUGGAGAAUGGAAACUGGAGUGGACUAGAGCCUAUAUGUGAAGACAUUGAUGAAUGCAUCACUCCACCAUUUUCUUUCGGUUCUGCAUUGGGCUUAUCGGGAUCUGCCAGUGGUUCUGGUUUGACAUCUGGCCUUUGGUUCAGUGGCUCAGGCAGUGGUGAUACUCCAGACACUGACUGUCCUCAGAGAAGAUGCAGUGGGAAUGCCACCUGUACAAACACAAUAGGAAAUUUCAGUUGUUCCUGUUUCAGUGGAUUCACUGGUGAUGGAUUCAACUGCACCUUGAUUGAAUGCCCGAUAUUGAACGUGACGGAGCCUGCUGUGGUCAAUGACACCAACAGAGUGGUGAACACCAGUGUAGAGUUCAGUUGUCCAUGCGGAUUCUUGCUGGUUGGUGAGCCAGUGCUAACGUGUCUGGAGAAUGGAAACUGGAGCGAACUGGAACCCAUAUGCAAAGACAUUGACGAAUGCAUCACUCCACCAUUUUCUUUCGGCUCUCCAAUUGGCUUAUCGGGGUCCGGCAGUAGUUCUGGUUCAACUUCCAGCCUUUGGUUCAGUGGCUCAGGCAGUGGCUCAGGCAGUGGUGCUACUCCAGGCACUGAGUGUCCUCAGCGGAGAUGCAGUGAGAAUGCCACCUGUACAAACACAAUAGGAAAUUUCAGUUGUUCCUGUUUCAGUGGAUUCACUGGUGACGGAUUCAACUGCACAUUGAUUGAGUGUCCAGUACUGAAUGUGACGGAGCCUGCUGAGGUGAAUGACACGAGCAGAGUGGUGAACACCAGUGUAGAGUUCAGUUGUCCAUGCGGAUUCUUGCUCGUGGGGGAGCCCAUCUUAACGUGCCUGGAGAAUGGAAACUGGAGCGCAUUGGAGCCCGUUUGUGAUGAUAUUGAUGAAUGCAUCACUCCACCUUUUUCAUUUGCCACUAUGCUGGGCUUGUCGGGAUCUGGUAGUGGCUCUGGUUCUGGAUCCAGUUCAAGCAGUUCAUUUCUUACAUCUGGCCUUGGGACCAGCGGUUCAGGCAGUGGUGCUAAUCCAGACCCUGACUGUCCUCAGAGGAGAUGCAGUGAGAAUGCGACCUGUACAAACACAAUAGGAAACUUCAGUUGUUCCUGUUUCAGUGGAUUCACAGGUGAUGGAUUCAACUGCACGUUAAUACAAUGCCCUCCCCUGGUUGAGGCUGACUUCAUUCGGUUGAACGACAGCAGCCGGGGUGUUGUCAACACAACAGUGCAGUUCUGCUGCCCAUGUGGCUUCAACCUCGUGGGUGAGCCGCUGCUAACAUGCCUGGAGAAUGGUAACUGGAGUGCACUGGAGCCUACUUGCCAAGAUGUGGAUGAGUGCAGCAUUCUUCUCUCUUCCGGCUUGUCUGGGUCAGCAAGCGGGUCUACCAGUGGACUCGAGUUCAGCAGCUCUGGAUCUAGCUCUGGCUCUCUGCCGUACGGCACAGAGAGAAACACUUCGUGUACGGAUUGCUCGCAGACGCUGUGCAGUGAGGAUGCCUUGUGCCAAAACUCUAUUGGCAACUUCAGCUGUUCCUGCUUGCCUGGCUUUACAGGCAAUGGGUUCAAUUGCACCUUAAUCGAAUGCCCGGUACUGAAUGUCACAGAGCCGGCUAUGCUGAAUGACACCAGAAGAGUCGUGAACACCAGUGUCGAGUUCACCUGUCCAUGCGGAUUCACCCUCCUAGGAGAGUCGGUGCUGAUUUGUCGGGAAGAUGGCAACUGGAGUGCUCUGGAACCAAUUUGCGAAGAUAUCAAUGAAUGUAUCACUCCACCUUCUCUACUUGGUUCAUCCGGAUCUGGUAGCGGCUCAAGUUCUUCUUUGGUCCUGUGGAGUAGCACUUCAGGCAGUGGUGACAUUGCACAGAGGGACUGUCCACAGAGAAGAUGCAGUGAGAAUGCCACCUGUACAAACACAAUAGGAAACUUCAGUUGUUCCUGUUUCAGUGGAUUCACUGGUGAUGGAUUCAACUGCACAUUGAUUGAAUGCCCAGUACUGAAUGUCACAGUGCCGGCUAUGCUGAAUGACACCAGAAGAGUCGUGAACAUCAGUGUCGAGUUCACCUGUCCAUGCGGAUUCAACCUAUUCGGAGAGUCUGUGCUGACUUGUAUGGAAAAUGGCAACUGGAGCGCAUUGGAACCAAUUUGUGAAGAUAUCAAUGAAUGCCUGCCUUCAACACCUUCAAUCAGUUCUGCACUCGGCAUGUUUGGAUCUGGCAGUGGUUCUGGCUCGACAUCUGGCCUUUGGGCCAGCGGCUCAGGCAGUGGAGAUACUCCGGAAACUGUCUGUUCUCAGAGGAGAUGCAGUGAGAAUGCCACGUGUACAAACACAAUAGGAAAUUUCAGUUGUUCCUGUUUCAGUGGAUUCACUGGUGAUGGAUUCAACUGCACAUUGAUUGAAUGCCCAGUACUGAAUGUCACACAGCCUGCUAUGCUGAACGACACCAACAGAGUUGUGAACACCAGUGUGGCAUUCACCUGUCCAUGCGGGUUCAACCUCCUAGGAGAAGCGGUGUUGACUUGCCAGAAAGAUGGCAACUGGAGUGCUCUGGAACCAAGUUGUGAAGACAUUGAUGAAUGUAGUGUGCCUCCACCAGCCUGUACCGGUCUUGGCAGAUGCAGCGAGAACGCUACCUGUACAAACACAAUAGGAAAUUUCAGUUGUUCCUGUUUCAGUGGAUUCACUGGUGAUGGAUUCAACUGUACAUUGAUUGAGUGUCCUGCUCUGGAUGAAGUCGACUUUCUCAUUCCGAACGAUACCGAGAGAGCUGUCGUCAACACAACUAUUGGUUUCCGCUGCCAGUGUGGCUAUGAGCUAAUCGGUGAAUCGACGUUGACCUGUUUGGACAAUGGCACGUUCAGUGCCCAGCAGCCUUCUUGUCAAGAUGUGAACGAAUGCGAGGUUCUUCGCGCAUCUGGGAACCUAACCGAUGCAGAGUUGGCCAUGCUGGGUCUACCAUUGUUUCCCUGUCCACUUACAAGAUGUGACGUGAAUGCAGAUUGCACAAACACCAACGGGUCUUUUCUCUGUAGUUGUCAGCCUGCCUAUACGGGGAAUGGAACAAAUUGUGAAUUGAUUCAGUGUCCAGGGCUGGAAGCGCCCAUGUUUGGUAUGCUGAACGACAGCAGGCCAGGUGUUGUCAAUCGAAGCGUAGCAUUCAGCUGCUCCGCUGGUUUCCGCCUGCUUGGACUGUCACUUCUCACAUGUCAAGAGAAUGCAAGCUGGAGUGGCAAUGAGCCUGUCUGUGAAGAUGUGGACGAGUGCGUGCUUCUGGCUGCAAAUCCUUUCUCACUGAAUGAAGACGAUAUGCGAAUCCUGAACUCCACACAGCCAUGCCAUCCCAAUGCAAGUUGCACCAACACAAUUGGCAACUUCAGUUGCGCAUGUGACGCAAAUUUCACGGGAGACGGACGCAACUGCACGCUCAUACGGUGCUCGCCUCUGAUCACUCCUGCCAACGGCCUCAUCAACUCGAGCAACAGCGAUGUGUUUGGCAGAACGGUUUUCCAGUGCAUCAUGGGCUACCAGCUAGUUGGAUCAGACACCCUGCAGUGCUUGCCGAACGCCACCUAUGACAAUCCUGUACCAGUGUGCGUAGAUAUCAACGAGUGUGUGGUUAAUGCCACAAACAGUGGCGUAUGUGACCCAAACGCUAACUGCACGAAUACCAACGGUUCUUUCAUGUGCGCCUGUCGAUUUGGCUUUACUGGCAAUGGUACAUUCUGCGAGGAGGUGGCUUGUCCUUCCUUGCUCAGUGUUAUCCCUCCCAAUGGACGCAUUGUAGGUGAUUCGAGUGCACUAUUUGGAAGCAGCGUGCAGUUUUCCUGCGAUCCUGGCUAUGCUCUGAAUGGAACAUCGAACCUAACAUGUCAGAUCAAUGCCACUUAUGACAAUGAUGUGCCAAUCUGCUCAGAUAUCAACGAAUGCCAAACGGGCACACACAACUGCAGUCCUAAUGCAGUGUGUUACAACAGCAUUGGAUCCUUUGAUUGUAACUGCACCGAGAACUUCACUGGCGACGGAGUGAACUGCACAUUGAUCUCAUGCCCGUUAUUGCAAGCACCACUGAAUGGGAUCAUAAGCAAGCAAGACAACAUCAUCUUCGGCAUCACAACCUUCCAGUGUAGUACUGGCUUCAGUGUGGCUGGCUCAAUGAACCUGACGUGCCUGCGGAAUGCUAGCUAUGACUUUGCUCGUCCUACUUGCACCGAUAACAAUGAAUGUGUUGAAGGCAGUCAUACCUGUGACAGCAAUGCAAUGUGUGACAACACAAUAGGCUCAUUUCAAUGUGCAUGCACCUCUGGCUUCAGAGGGAACGGAACAUUCUGUGAAGGCUGCAGUAACACGACAUUUGGACCCCAGUGCCAGUUCGAUUGCAUAUGUGAUCGAGGUAUCUGCAAUCCCGUCAACGGCCACUGUGCCUGUUUCAACGGAUCCAUUGGUGCAGCAUGCAACGAAACUUGCAUGAACAACACGUUUGGUCAGAAUUGUUCGGCUGAAUGUCGGUGCAUGAACGGAGCAACGUGUGAUCCGGUCGACGGCUCUUGCACAUGCUUGCCAGGCUUCAUAGGAGCAUACUGCGAAAAACCCUGCUCCAAUAAUACCUUCGGCGUGGACUGCGAACGUUUCUGCUUUCAAGUCUGUGACAAUGAUGCCUCCUGUGAUUUCCAAAAUGGAAGCUGCUUCUGUUUACCCGGAUUUCUCCAGCCAAAUUGCUCCAACCGAGUCCCCUGUGCUGAACCGGAGGCAGUUGCCAAUGCCAAUCCUCCCAUGGUGUCCGGUCCUGAAGGAGAAGUGUUCCUGUUUGACCAUCAAGUGCUGUAUGAGUGCCUGCCUGGGUACAACAUUGGCGGAGGUGACUUGGUACGGGUUUGUCAGGCCGACGGAAACUUCAGCGGCAUACCGCCGGUCUGUGAAGAUAUUGAUGAAUGUUCCAACGUGACACUAAAUAACUGUGAUUCCAACGCCACCUGCACCAAUCUAAACGGAACGUUUCAGUGUGAUUGUAAUUUCGGUUACAGUGGACCGGGAACAGUUUGCCAAGCUCUACAAUGCCCCGCACCACCGGAGCGCAGCAAUGGCCGGUUUGUGCAGGAACUCGAUUCCCGUGCACCGCAGAUUAACUACUCUCUGAAUGCUCGGCUCACACUGAUUUGUGAUCCAAACUACGAGAUCGUUGGAAUCGCUACCCUACUAUGUUUGGGAAGUGUGUGGAAUGAGGACGUCUUUCCAAGCUGUCAAGAUGUUGAUGAAUGUCUCCUGUUCUCCAGUGCUAGUGCAAGCUACAGUGGUGUGUCAAGUGGUAGUGGUGACGGUAGCGGCAGUGCUAGUGGCUCUGGUCUACAGCAAUGUGACCAGUUUGCUAACUGUACAAACACUGACGGAGGUUUCUUUUGCACGUGUGAAACUGGCUUCUCUGGAGAUGGAUUUGACUGUGCCGAUAUAGAUGAGUGUAUUGCUGGAGGCAGUCAUAACUGUGAUCCGAACGCAACCUGUAGUAACACACAGGGAUCAUUCUCCUGUAGUUGUAAUGCUGGGUAUAUGGGCAAUGGAACUCUGUGUGAAGAUGUUGAUGAGUGUCUUCCAUUAUCAAGUGGCAAUGACAACCUUAUGGAUGGGAUAAGCGGCAGUACUAGUGGAAGUGCUAGUGGCUCUGGUCUCGGUCCAUGCAGUCUGUUUGCCAACUGUACGAACACAGUCGGAAGUUUCCUUUGCACGUGUCAAACUGGCUUCUCUGGAGAUGGAUUUAACUGUGCCGAUAUAGAUGAGUGUAUUGCUGGAGGCAGUCAUAAUUGUGAUGCAAAUGCAACCUGUAGUAACACACAGGGAUCAUUCUCCUGUAGUUGUAAUGCUGGAUAUAUGGGCAAUGGAACUCUGUGUGAAGAUGUUGAUGAGUGUCUUCCAUUAUCAAGUGGCAAUGACAACCUUAUGGAUGGGAUGAGCGGCAGUGCUAGUGGCUCUGGUGUGGGUCCAUGUAGUCUGUUUGCCAACUGUACAAACACAAUCGGAAGUUUCUUUUGCACGUGUCAAACUGGCUUCUCUGGAGAUGGAUUUAACUGUGCCGAUAUAGAUGAGUGUAUUGCUGGAGGCAGUCAUAAUUGUGAUGCAAAUGCAACCUGUAGCAACACACAGGGAUCAUUCUCCUGUAGUUGUAAUGAUGGAUAUAUGGGCAAUGGAACUCUGUGUGAAGACAUUGAUGAAUGUUCCAAUGUGACGCUAAAUAACUGUGAUUCCAAUGCCACCUGCACCAAUCUAAACGGAACAUUUCAGUGUGAUUGCAAUUUCGGAUACAGUGGAUCGGGCACAGUUUGCCAAGAUGUUGAUGAAUGUCUCCUAUUCUCCGGUGCUAGUGCAAGCGACAGUGGUCUGUCAAGUGGUAGUGGUGACGGUAGUGGCAGUGCUAGUGGCUCUGGUCUACGGCAAUGUGACCAGUUUGCUAACUGUACAAACACGGAUGGAGGUUUCUUUUGCACAUGUCAGACCGGCUACUCAGGGAAUGGUUUUGACUGUGCAGAUAUAGAUGAGUGUGAAACUGGAGGCAGUCAUAACUGUGAUCCAAACGCAACCUGUAGCAACACGCAGGGAUCAUUCUCCUGUAGUUGUAAUGCUGGCUAUAUCGGCAAUGGAACUCUGUGUGAAGACGUUGAUGAGUGUCUUCCAUUAUCAAGUGGCAAUGACAAUCUUAUGGAUGGGAUAAGCGGCAGCGUUAGCGGAAGUGCUAGUGGCAGUGCUAGUGGCUCUGGUCUGGGUCCAUGCAGUCUGUUUGCCAACUGUACGAACACAGUCGGAAGUUUCCUUUGCACGUGUGAAACUGGCUUCUCUGGAGAUGGAUUUAACUGUGCCGAUAUAGAUGAGUGUAUUGCUGGAGGCAGUCAUAACUGUGAUGCGAAUGCAACCUGUAACAACACACAGGGAUCAUUCUCCUGUAGUUGUGAUGCUGGCUAUAUGGGCAAUGGAACUCUGUGUGAAGAUAUUGAUGAAUGUUCCAACGCGACACUAAAUAACUGUGAUUCCAAUGCCGCCUGCACCAAUCUAGACGGAACGUUUCAGUGUGAUUGCAAUUUCGGUUACAGUGGACCGGGCACAGUUUGCCAAGAUGUUGAUGAAUGUCUCCUAUUCUCCAGUGCUAGUGCAAGCUACGGUGGUCUAUCAAGUGGUAGUGGUGACGGUAGUGGCAGUGCUAGUGGCUCUGGUCUACGGCAAUGUGACCAGUUUGCUAACUGUACAAACACGGACGGAGGUUUCUUUUGCACGUGUCAAACUGGCUUCUCUGGAGAUGGAUUUGACUGUGCAGAUAUAGAUGAGUGUGAAGCUGGAGGAAGUCAUAACUGUGAUGGGAAUGCAACCUGUAGCAACACACAGGGGUCAUUCUCCUGUAGUUGUGAUGCUGGCUAUAUCGGCAAUGGAACUCUGUGCGAAGACGUUGAUGAGUGUCUUCCAUUAUCAAGUGGCAAUGACAAUCUUAUGGAUGGGAUAAGCGGCAGCGUUAGCGGAAGUGCUAGUGGCAGUGCUAGUGGCUCUGGUCUGGGUCCAUGCAGUCUGUUUGCCAACUGUACGAACACAAUCGGAAGUUUCUUUUGCACGUGUCAAACUGGCUUCUCUGGAGAUGGAUUUAACUGUGCCGAUAUAGAUGAGUGUAUUGCUGGAGGCAGUCAUAACUGUGAUGCAAAUGCAACCUGUAGCAACACACAGGGAUCAUUCUCCUGUAGUUGUAAUGCUGGAUAUAUGGGCAAUGGAACUCUGUGUGAAGAUAUUGAUGAAUGUUCCAACGUGACACUAAAUAACUGUGAUUCAAAUGCUGCCUGCACCAAUCUUAAUGGAACGUUUCAGUGUGAUUGCAAUUUCGGUUACAGUGGACCGGGCACAGUUUGCCAAGAUGUUGAUGAAUGUCUCCUAUUCUCCAGUGCUAGUGCAAGCUACAGUGGUCUGUCAAGUGGUAGUGGUGAUGGCAAUGCCAGUGCUAGUGGCUCUGGUCUACGGCAAUGUGACCAGUUUGCAAACUGUACAAACACGGACGGAGGUUUCUUUUGCACAUGUCAAACUGGCUUCUCUGGAGAUGGAUUUGACUGUGCAGAUAUAGAUGAAUGUAUUGCUGGAGGCACUCAUAACUGUGAUGCGAAUGCAACCUGUAGCAACGCACAGGGAUCAUUCUCCUGUAGUUGUAAUACUGGAUAUAUGGGCAAUGGAACUCUGUGUGAAGAUAUUGAUGAAUGUUCCAACGUGACACUAAAUAACUGUGAUUCAAAUGCCGCCUGCACCAAUCUAAACGGAAAGUUUCAGUGUGACUGUAAUUUCGGCUACAGUGGACCGGGCACAGUUUGCCAAGAUGUUGAUGAAUGUCUCCUAUUUUCCGGUGCUAGUGCAAGCUACAGUGGUCUGUCAAGUGGUAGUGGUGAUGGCAGUGGCAGUGCUAGUGGCUCUGGUCUAUGGCAAUGUGACCAGUUUGCAAACUGUACAAACACGGACGGAGGUUUCUUUUGCACAUGUCAAACUGGCUUCUCUGGAGAUGGAUUUGACUGUGCAGAUAUAGAUGAGUGUGAAGCUGGAGGAAGUCAUAACUGUGAUCCGAAUGCAACCUGUAGCAACACACAGGGGUCAUUCUCCUGUAGUUGUAAUGCUGGCUAUAUGGGCAAUGGAACUCUGUGUGAAGACGUUGAUGAGUGUCUUCCAUUAUCAAGUGGCAAUGAUAACCUUAUGGAUGGGAUGAGCGGCAGUGUUAGUGGCAGUGCUAGUGGCAGUGCUAGUGGCUCUGGUCUCGGUCCAUGCAGUCUGUUUGCCAACUGUACGAACACAGUCGGAAGUUUCUUUUGCACGUGUCAAACUGGCUUCUCUGGAGAUGGAUUUGACUGUGCCGAUAUAGAUGAGUGCAUUGCUGGAGGCAGUCAUAAUUGUGAUGCAAAUGCAACCUGUAACAACACACAGGGAUCAUUCUCCUGUAGUUGUAAUGCUGGCUAUAUCGGCAAUGGAACUCUGUGUGAAGAUAUUGAUGAAUGUUCCAACGUGACACUAAACAACUGUGAUUCAAAUGCCAUCUGCACCAAUCUAAACGGAAAGUUUCAGUGUGAUUGCAAUUUCGGCUACAGUGGACCGGGCACAGUUUGCCUAGAUAUUGAUGAAUGUCUCCUAUUCUCCGGUGCUAGUGCAAGCGACAGUGGUCUGUCAAGUGGUAGUGGUGAUGGCAUUGGCAGUGCUAGUGGCUCUGGUCUACGGCAAUGUGACCAGUUUGCUAAUUGUUCAAACACGGAUGGAGGUUUCUUUUGCACCUGUCAGACCGGAUACUCAGGGAAUGGUUUUGACUGUGCAGAUAUAGAUGAGUGUAUUGCUGGAGGCAGUCAUAACUGUGAUGCGAAUGCAACCUGUAGCAACACACAGGGAUCAUUCUCCUGUAGUUGUGAUGCUGGCUACAUGGGCAAUGGAACUCUGUGUGAAGACGUUGAUGAGUGUCUUUCAUUUUCAAGUGGCAAUGACAACCUUAUGGAUGGGAUGAGCGGCAGUGCUAGUGGCAGUGCUAGUGGCUCUGGUGUGGGUCCAUGUAGUCUGUUUGCCAACUGUACAAACACGGACGGAAGUUUCUUUUGCACGUGUCAAACUGGCUUCUCUGGAGAUGGAUUUAACUGUGCCGAUAUAGAUGAGUGUAUUGCUGGAGGCAGUCAUAACUGUGAUGCGAAUGCAACCUGUAGCAACACACAGGGAUCAUUCUCCUGUAGUUGUAAUGCUGGAUAUGUGGGCAAUGGAACUCUGUGUGAAGCUCGUCAAUGUCUGCCUGACCUCCUAGCACCUGAGAACGGUCGUUUGAACUUGACAUCUCCGACGUUCAACAACACGGCAAUCUUUAGCUGCGACCCAGGGUACUUCAUAGGCGAUGGCCAGGACUCUGUGCUCUACUGUCAAGCUGAUGGAACAUGGAACGGUUCUGAGCCACAGUGUCAAAUUGUUAACUGUCGCACUCUGAGUGCAGUGGCCAACGGUCGACUGUCCACGCUGAACACCAGCUUCAUGACAGUUGCACAGUUUGAGUGCGUCAGCGCUGGAUAUCGUCUCAGCGGUCUGCCCUACCUGCAGUGUCUGGCCAGUGGGAACUGGUCGGGUGCUGAGCCAGAGUGUCUUGAUGUUAAUGAAUGUGGAGAGAGCGAUGUCGGAAGCAGUGGCAGUGGGAGCGGUAGUGGCAGUGGGAGCGGUAGUGGAAGUGCAAGUGGUGGUUUCAUGUUUCGAAUUUGUGGCAGCAUGAUGUACUCUGCGAGUGGACUGAGUCAGAAUGUUGGAAGCAGCAUGUUGAGCGGCAAUGGUAUGAGUGGCAGUGGAAGCGUGGCCAGCAGAGGCAUGAACAGUGGAGACAUUGCCAGUGGAGACAUUGCCAGUGGAAGCAUGGGCAGUGGAGACAUAGCAAGCGGUAGUGGUGGUGCUCUGGAGCUCCAGUGUGAUCGCAAUGCAGCCUGCAGCAAUACGAUUGGGAACUUCACAUGCACGUGUUGUCCCGGGUAUACCGGCACUGGAUAUGCCUGCACUGCACUACAAUGCCAAGAGCCACCGGAAGUUGACAAUGGUGUUUUUACCUUGACACCAGUCGAUGGUGCACCAGCGGUGAAUUACUCUCUAUACUCAAACCUAACUAUUGACUGCGCUGACGGCUAUGCAGUAAAUGGCUCUGUGUCAAUUCUAUGCCAGGAAGAUGAAAACUGGACUGCAGACUUUCCGUUCUGUCAAGAUGUGGAUGAGUGUGUUGUGACUGGUCCCCAUAACUGUGACAGCCGUGCUCUCUGUACCAACACACAAGGCUCAUUCAACUGUACUUGUCUUCUGGGCUAUACUGGGAAUGGCACUUUCUGCACAGAGAUCCUGUGUGAAGAGCCACCCAUGGAGGACAACGGAAUCUUUGUACAGCGGCUUGCGCCAGGAUUGCCGGCGGUUAACUACUCCUUACUGUCGAAUCUCACUCUGCUGUGCGAUGAAGGCUACGCGGUGAACGGCACCCAGACGAUACAAUGCCAGAGCGAUGAGAGCUGGUCCGCAGAGUUUCCAGUCUGCCAAGAUGUGGAUGAGUGUGUUGUGAAUGGCUCCCAUAACUGUGACAGCCGUGCUCUCUGUAGCAACACACAAGGCUCAUUCAACUGCACUUGUCUUCUGGGUUAUACUGGAAAUGGCACUUUGUGUACAGAGAUCCAGUGUGAGGAACCGCCUAGGGUUGAGAAUGGUAACUUCGCACUGCUCCUAGCAGCGGGCUUGCCACAGGUCAACUUUUCCCUCUUCGCAAACCUGAGUCUGACAUGUGCAGAAGGGUAUGAUGUUAGCGGGCUCCAGUUUAUUCAGUGUCAGACGGAUGGGAACUGGUCUGCAGAAUUUCCCUUCUGUCAAGAUGUGAAUGAGUGUGGCAGAAUUGAAUGUUCCGACUUUGGAUCAGGUAGUGGCUCUACUGGCGUUUCUGCUAGCGGCAUCAGUGGCACCAUCAGUGGCAUUGGCAGUGGCAUUGGAAGUGGCAGUGGAAGUGGCAGUGGAGAAGGUCCAUGCCAUACUGAUGCAUGUUGCACAAACACGGAUGGAUCGUUUGCCUGCCAGUGCUUUCGUGGAUACACUGGAAACGGGUUCACAUGUGAAGAUAUCAAUGAAUGCGAGACAUUGCCAUGUCAUCCAGACGCCAGCUGUACUAACCUGUCGCCAUCCUUUCAGUGCACCUGUAACGCUGGGUACACGGGAACAGGACUUCAGUGUGAACGAGUGCUGUGUGAAGUCAACAAUUUGCCUGAUAAUGUGGUGUUGGUGGAUGUUAGUGAUUCCCUAUUUGGGCUGGCUUCAUGCCCACAAACUGGCUCCGGUCUUGGUCCUGAUGGCGUCCCUACAUCCACUUCUGAGAGUAUCCUGAUCGCGUUUGAAAGCACAUUGAACGUGACCUGUUGCCCGGGCUACCGUCUGACAUCGACUAGUUUCCCGGUGUGUCAGGCAUCACAGACAUUAGCACCACCUGUGCCAAAUUGCAAUGAUAUAGAUGAAUGUCUGGAAGGCAGCCCUUGUCAUCCCAACGCUACAUGCACCAACAAUGUUCCUGGCUUUCAUUGUGUUUGCAAUGAAGGAUUUUCAGGAAAUGGAACGUUCUGUGAAGAGUACCUCUGUGAGCGCCCAACAACUGAUGAAACCAUAGUGAUCGAGACGGAAGGCACGCGAUUCUUCUUCAACUCCAGUUUGAUUGUGAGAUGUGCGACUGGCUAUGUGCCAGUAAUUGGCAGUAAUCGUACAGUCCGAACGUGUGGCGAAGGUCGGCAGUUCAAUGGCACAAGCCCUGUCUGUAGAGCUGUGCGGUGUCUUGUACCAGCAUCUAAUGAACGAAUGCACUUCAACUCAAGCCUGGUUCUGAACAACAGCAUUGCGUUCCCGAACGAGUUGCCUGUACGUUGCACUGCGGGUUAUCAGCUACCCACGGACCAGGUGUUGCAGACGUGUACUGCUACAGGUGAACUAUCACCUGUGGAGCCACCCAUGUGUGAUGAUGUGGAUGAGUGUGAAACUGGCAGUGGCAGUGGCAUCAGCAGCAGCAGCGACAGUGGUAGUGGUAGUGGUGGGGACAGCGGAGACGUCCUGUUCGGUGGAUCUGGAACUGGGUCAAACGACUGCCAUCCUGACGCUAUAUGCGGCAACACUGCUGGAUCAUUCAUAUGCACCUGUGGUUUGGGAUUUACAGGGAAUGGAACAUUCUGUGACAAUGUGCAAUGUCGAUUACUGAACGACUCUAUUCCAGCCAACGGCUUCAUUAUUGGCAACUCACAGGCUCUAUUUGGCAGCAGUGUGCGGUUCUCCUGUGUUCCUGGCUAUGCCAUUGCCGGUGCAGCAAAUCUGUCUUGUCUACAAAAUGGCACUUAUGACAGUCGUGCACCCACUUGUACAGAUAUCAAUGAGUGUGAGAUUGGCACACACAACUGUAGUCCAAAUGCAGUAUGCAGCAACAACAUUGGAUCAUUCGAAUGCAACUGCACAGAAAACUUCACGGGUGACGGCUUGACCUGCACGUUGAUUUCGUGCCCACUUCUGCCAGCCCCUCAGAAUGGCGCCUUAGCUGUGCAGGACAACAUCAUCUUUGGCAUCACAACGUUCCAGUGUAGCACUGGCUUUGACCUGACCGGCUCGAUGGACCUGACAUGCCUCCGCUCCGGUGAUUACAACUUCGCUCCUCCUAACUGCACAGAUAUGAAUGAAUGCGUGGAGAACCCAGAUAACUGUGAUAUCAAUGCGAUGUGCAGUAAUACGAUAGGCUCGUUUCAGUGCCAGUGCAACUCGGGAUUCUCCGGAGGCGGGAUUGUCUGUCAAGGCUGCAGUAACACGACUUUUGGCCCUCAGUGCCAGUUCGAUUGCGUGUGUGAUCGAGGUAUCUGCAAUCCCGUCAACGGCCACUGUGCCUGUUUCAACGGAUCCAUUGGUGCUGCAUGCAACGAAACUUGCAUGAACAGCACGUUUGGUCAGAACUGCUCGGCGGAAUGUCGGUGUAUGAAUGGAGCAACAUGCAAUCCGGUUGAUGGCUCUUGCGCAUGUGCGCCGGGCUACAUUGGUGAAAUUUGUCAAAAUCGUUGCACAGCUGGUGUGUUUGGACCAGAUUGCACUCGGUUUUGCUCCGAAGUGUGUGCUAACAACGCGGACUGCACUUUCCAGACUGGAGAUUGCAUCUGCCCUCCUGGAUUUCAACGGCCAAACUGUGCUAGUCCCUGCGAGGACGGCACUUUCGGUCAAGACUGCGCGCUGACCUGUCUCUGCCAGAAUGGAGCGGAGUGUGAUCGGGUGGACGGCAGCUGUACUUGUGUGCCUGGUUACAACGGAACGCUGUGCGAAGAGCAAUGUGAGGAGGGCACGUUUGGUGAUGGUUGUACAGGCCGCUGCUCCGAUCGGUGUGCCAACAAUGCUAGCUGUGAUUUCCGAACCAGCGUCUGCAUGUGUCCAAGCGGAUUUUUGCCACCAGACUGCGUUGCCAGAGUUGAAUGUGUUGAGCCUGAUCUGGUUGAGAAUUCAAAUCGAACUGUGUCUGGUCCCGAGGGAGAGGUAUUCCUGUUUGAUCACCGCGUACGGUAUACAUGCCUGCAAGGAUACAAUGUUAGUCAGGGAGACCUAGUACGAGUUUGCCAGAGUAAUGGAAGUUUCAGCGGCACGCCACCUGUCUGUGGAGAUAUUGACGAGUGUACCGACACCGAACUGAGCAACUGUGAUAGGAAUGCCACAUGCACCAACCUCCCCGGAUCCUUUGAAUGCAACUGUUCAUUUGGAUUCGCUGGGAAUGGCACCGAGUGCGAAGUAAUUCAGUGUGACACACCCACAGAGGAGCCCAGAAGGGUUUUUUUCCAGACACGUAACGAAGAUGCACCCCAAAUCGACUACUCUCUCCUGGCUGAGCUAGAUUUCAGCUGCGGACCUGGAUAUGACAUCGUCGGGGCAGACAAUAUUGUAUGCCUGCAGAACAGUCAAUGGUCUGACGACUUUCCUAUCUGUGAAGCUCGUCCUUGCCUGCCUGACCUGCAAGCACCUGAAAACGGCGAUUUGAACUUGACAUCUCCGACGUUCAACAACACGGCGAUCUUCAGCUGUGACCCAGGGUACUUCAUAGGCGAUGGCCAGGACUCUGUGCUCUACUGUCAGGCUGAUGGAACGUGGAACGGUUCUGAGCCGCAGUGUCAAAUCGUGACCUGUCCGGACCUGAGUGUGAUAGACAACGGCAACCUGUCAACAAGGAACACUACAUUCGAAACGAUUGUGGACUUUAACUGCAACAUUGGAUUCUAUCUGGAUGGUGCGACUGCGUUAGAGUGUAACGCUAGUGGCCAAUGGUCAGACAGUGAGCCGGUGUGUAUAGAUGAAAACGAAUGCGGUGAGGAUGACAUUGGCAACACCACCGUUAUGGACUUUGGAAACUGCGGCAGCAUGAGUGGUGGUGUCAGUUUAAUCGGCAGCAGCAUUGACGCCUCAUCUGGCAUGGAUCCAGACGCAGGCGAUAGCGACUACUCCGGAAGCGGAGUCAGUGGAAGUAACAGACGGUGUCACAUGAAUGCUGUAUGUAGAAACACUCCUGGCACCUUUACCUGUGAAUGCUGCCCCGGGUAUGCCGGCAGUGGUACAUCUUGUUUGGCAAUACAAUGCGAAGAACCUCCCAUGGUCGAAAAUGGCGACUUUAUCCAAACACCUGUUGAAGGUGCACCGGCCGUGAACUACUCUCUGUACUCAACCCUCACACUUGAAUGCAACGAUGGAUAUGACGUGAAUGGCACCAUGUCCAUACAAUGCCAACGGAACGAGCAGAGCUGGUCUUGGUCUGCGACAUUCCCAUCAUGUCAAGAUAUUGAUGAGUGCAAUCAAGGUAUGCGUGAGUGUCAUGAGAAUGCUGAUUGCAGUAAUACUGGAGGAUCCUUCAACUGUUCAUGUCUGCUAGGCUACACUGGGAAUGGAACAUUCUGCACAGAGAUCCAGUGUGAUGAACCUGAAGGCGUUGACAAUGGACAAUUUACCCUGCAGCUGGCAGAUGGUUUUCCAGCAGUCAACUAUUCCCAGUCGUCAACCCUAAGCCUGCAAUGUGAUACCAGCUAUGUUGUCUCAGGCAGUCAAAUUAUCCAAUGUCAGGAAAGUGGGAAUUGGUCUGCAGAGUUUCCAACCUGUCAAGACCUGGAUGAAUGCAGUGCUGGAGGAGGCCACAACUGUAGCCAGUUUGCCGAAUGUAGCAACUACGCCGGUGGUUUCAACUGCACUUGCAUGACUGGAUAUAGAGGAGACGGCGUCGAUUGCAGGAUUGUGACCUGUCCAGCGUUAAACACUCCAACAAACGGAUUGAUUUCAUCAGACAUUAUGGUUUUCAACACAUCGGUGAACUUCACCUGUAGCGACGGGUUUGAUCGGCGAGGUGAAGAGGUUUUGCACUGCUUGUCUAAUGGCAGCUGGUCUGCAUCUGAGCCACAGUGUCAAGACAGGGAUGAAUGUCAAAGUCUCUCGUCAGGGUCAGGCAACAGUGGCUCCGGUGGAAGUGAAAGCGGCGACAUUGGUAGUCUGAGCCUCGGUGACGAGGACGAAAGUGGAGUAGGAAGCAAUAUCUGCCCUGACAACUCCUUUUGUCGCAAUACGGUUGGGUCAUAUCUGUGCAUCUGUGAACAAGGGUUUGAAAAGAACGGAACCGUGACAAUGUGUCAAGAUAUCAAUGAAUGUCUAUCGGACACACCACUGUGUCACAUGCGGGCACAGUGUGACAACAAUGAGGGCAGUUAUGAAUGUUCAUGCAUUGAAGGCUACACAGGAGAUGGCACUGCAUGUGAAGAUAUUGAUGAAUGUGAAAAUGGCAAUGCCAAUUGCCACGCAAAUGCCACAUGUAACAACACAGAUGGAAGUUACCAAUGCACCUGCUCAAGAGGAUUCACUGGAAACGGCACUACCUGCCAAAAUCUAGACGAGUGUAUCGCAGGCGUACGUGCGUGUCACCCGAAUGCAACUUGCACGGAUACGUUUGGCAGCUUUACGUGCCAGUGCAUUGCUGGUUUAACUGGAGACGGACUCAACUGCUCUGAUAUUAAUGAGUGCACGGAUGACACUGCUAACGUUUCCUGUCAUGUGAACGCAACGUGUAGCAACACGUAUGCCAGAUUUGUAUGCUCUUGUGAUAGCGGCUUCACUGGUGAUGGAUUCAACUGCACAGAUAUUGAUGAAUGUCUAUUGGGCGAUCAGAGCUGUGAUAUAAAUGCUAACUGCACGAACACGAAUGGAAGUUUCCUUUGCACCUGUCAUGAUGGUUUCAGUGGUAAUGGCACAGGAUGUCAAGACAACGAUGAAUGUGUCAUGAACCAUGACUGUCAUGCAAAUGCAUCUUGCAACAACACGGCAGGGAGUUUUCAGUGUUCUUGUGACAAUGGAUUUACUGGAAACGGAGUGAAUUGUACAGAAAGCCAGGAUUUCAGACCUGUUCUAUCCAGCAGUCGGGACAAAGUGUAUUCAGGCAACAGCAACUUUCCACAGUCACAAGUCUAUUAG
Messenger RNA from Sycon ciliatum, 27497 nucleotides. RefSeq lists its product as uncharacterized. The transcript has 123 exons. The record is from RefSeq and is a predicted model, not a curated record. Gene Ontology annotation, molecular function: calcium ion binding. Lineage: Eukaryota; Metazoa; Porifera; Calcarea; Leucosolenida; Sycettidae. The coding region runs from base 249 to 27497 and encodes 9082 amino acids.